CGGCCGCGGCUGUGGUCUGAGAGAAUGAACCAAUGGUGGAAGAGAAGAUACUGCAAACUGGCUGCCUGUUGAUGAAGAUGAUGUUUUAUUUUAAUGGCAGGCAUCUGUAACAGAAAUGAUGGCUGGUUGUGGUGAAAUCGAUCAUUCAAUAAAUAUGCUUCCUACGAACAGGAAAACGAAUGAGUCCUGUUCUAAUACCACACCUUCUCUAACUGUCCCUGAAUGUGCCAUUUGUCUGCAAACAUGUGUUCACCCAGUCAGUCUACCCUGUAAGCAUGUUUUCUGCUAUUUGUGUGUGAAGGGAGCUUCAUGGCUUGGAAAGCGAUGUGCUCUUUGUAGACAAGAAAUUCCAGAGGAUUUCCUUGACAAGCCAACCUUACUGUCACCAGAAGAACUCAAGGCAGCAAGCCGAGGAAAUGGUGAAUAUGCCUGGUAUUAUGAAGGAAGAAAUGGGUGGUGGCAGUAUGAUGAGCGUACCAGUAGAGAGCUAGAAGAUGCUUUUUCCAAAGGUAAAAAGAGCACUGAAAUGUUAAUUGCUGGGUUUUUGUAUGUUGCCGAUCUUGAAAAUAUGGUUCAGUAUAGGAGAAAUGAACAUGGACGUCGCAGGAAGAUUAAGCGGGAUAUCAUAGAUAUACCAAAGAAGGGAGUCGCUGGACUUAGACUGGAUUGUGAUGCUAGUGCUGUAAACCUGGCAAGAGAGAACUCUGCAGAUGGAGCGGACAGUGUAUCAGCACAAAGUGGAGCUUCUGUUCAGCCUCUGGUAUCUUCUGUGAGGCCCCUGACAUCAGUAGAUGGUCAGCUGACAAGUCCUGCAACACCAUCCCCUGAUGCAAGCACUUCCCUAGAAGACUCUUUUGGUCAUUUACAGCUCAAUGGAGAUAGCAUAACUGAAAGGAGUCAUCGAGGAGAAGGAGAAGAAGAUCAUGAAUCACCCUCUUCAGGCAGGGUUCCUGCACCAGACACCUCCAUUGAGGAAACGGAAUCGGAUGCUAGUAGUGAUAGUGAGGACGUAUCUGCGCUAGUUGCACAACAGUCCUUGAUCCAACAGAGACUUUUGGUUCCUAAUGCAAACCAGACAGUAUCUGAUAGAUCAGAUCAAUUGGGAAAUGAUCGAUCAGUGGCAGGGGGUGGAACAGUGAGCGUUAGAUCUAGGCGGCCUGAUGGACAGUGCACAGUAACUGAAGUUUAAAUAAAAUCUUCAGCGCUAUGCUCAAGGUUAAAGUGGUUAUCUGUAAAUUUCUGCCCAUGUAACAUUAUACUCAUCCCUAGUAGUACAUUUUGGGAAUUGGGGUGGGAAGGGGUAUGGGAAGGAUAGACUUGUAAUUAAAAGUCUAACAUGUUUCUGUUGAGAAAUUUAUUUAAUGUAAGGAACUUGGGUGUUAAUAGUUGAGAGCUGUAUUAACCCAGUUUUCUUGAGGUCUGUUUAUUUUAUAGUUCAGUUUUGUUUUGUUUUUAAUUUCUUCAGUUCUUUUGGCCAGUGUGUAUUAUCUGUGCAUUACUUCCAGUUCUCAUGACUUUGCACCGCGUCUUCUUUUUCUGCAUGAAUUGACAUAAACCCAUUACUAAAAUCUGGCACCUCUAGAAUGUCUGGUAUCAGUACGAAAGAGAACCUUAAUGUGAGGAUAGAUGUGAAUUGGAAUUUUAAAAUAGAUGAAUAACAACUAUUUAAUAGUAAAGUUACUGAAAUGGAAAUGUAAAGAUAACAGCUAAUAACUUAUGUUUCAGAAUGUUGUUUAUAACAUACUUCAUGGUGUUCCAAUAGGCUUUGCUGUCUAGUCCUUGUAGUUUGAGAUUUCUCUUGAUCUGCAUUUUUCUUUUUGGUUACAGGAUUUAUAAUUUAAUAAAUUCUAGAGUUUAUCAAAAAUAAUUUGUCUUUUAUUUGAGUC
Sorex fumeus (smoky shrew) is the source of this 1886-nucleotide messenger RNA. RefSeq names its product ring finger protein 146 (gene RNF146). The record is from RefSeq and is a predicted model, not a curated record. Lineage: Eukaryota; Metazoa; Chordata; Mammalia; Eulipotyphla; Soricidae. Gene Ontology annotation, biological process: ubiquitin-dependent protein catabolic process; Wnt signaling pathway. The transcript has 3 exons. Gene Ontology annotation, molecular function: ubiquitin protein ligase activity; zinc ion binding; poly-ADP-D-ribose binding. Gene Ontology annotation, cellular component: cytoplasm; nucleus. Bases 116 to 1189 code for a protein of 357 amino acids.